UGCACUACCUGUGGGCCGUCCGUUGCCACAGGAGGCUCUGCACAGCUCAUUUGCAUACUUUAUGACUGCAGGCAAAAGGUGAUGAUCAGAUUGAGGAAAAGACAGGAGAAGUGUUGCGUGCGAGUCUGACCGCGUCCGUCGUUUAAGGCUCGGAGAUGUGCUGAUGGCUGAGGCGCAAACAGCUCGCAGGGUUUAUUAAGUGGGCCAGUUGCCAUAGCGACGCUUUGGCAGGAUAUUGCCAGGAUAAGCUGUAAUGGGUCUCCUGACACAGUUCUCUCUGCUCCUGUGGAAGAACUUCACUCUCCGGAAGAGACAAAAGGUGCGGUUGGUGGUUGAAGUAGUGUGGCCAUUGUUUCUGUUCUUCAUACUGGUGGGGGUGCGCUCCACCAAUCACCCAAUUCACAAAGGUCAAUGUCACUAUCCAAAUAAAGCAAUGCCAUCAGCUGGUGUCCUGCCUUGGCUUCAAGGUAUGAUAUGCAACAUGGAAAAUCCCUGUCUGAGCUACCCUACGCCAGGAGAGACGCCCGGCCAAGUCAACAAUUUCAACAACUCUAUAAUUGCCACGAUGCUGAUUGAGGUGCAAACCCUCUUGAAGAACAAACCCCUUCUCCACAGGAUGCAACUCCUUGCAGAUAAUUUUGACCAAUGGACUUCAAUCCUAUCAAAUGUUAAUCCAGCUAAUGUGUCCCUGUGGGGUGGUCGAAGGGACAAUGUGUCACUGACAUCACAAAGUCUCCUUGAUGCUACAAAUAAACAACUACCUUUGGCUUUGGGUCAAAAUCCUGCUGAGAUGCUUGUACUGUUGAGGAAUACCAGUGAAAAUAUGCUACCACUGCUUCGAGAGAUUCAAAGGCUGCAAAGCACCGGGGUCUUCGAGGCUGUUAGCUUGUUGAAUUUCCAAGAGGACGCCAUUGGCAGUGUCAGUAUGCUGCUGUGCGGGAAGCUGAAAGACUUCAAUUCCACCCGUGUGACCCACAGCACACCAUCAGCCCAACAAAUGGCCAACAUCAACUUAAAUUCCAUUAGCAAUAACAAUUCUGGUACAUUUUGUCAGGGUCUUGUCAGCAUGUUGGAGACCUCACCUGCUGUUUGGAGUGUCUUCAGGCCUUUAGUGCUUGGGAAAGUCCUCUAUGCUCCGGACACACCAGCUGCUCACCUCAUUGUGAAAGAGGCAAACAGCACGUUCCACGCUUUGGCCAUGUUGAAGGAGCUCGCGGAUAUGUGGCCAGAGCUCGGCCCACAGGUCUGGGAUUUCUUUGACAACAGCAGCCAGAUAAAUACUCUACGGGCACUGCUGGAGAAUCCCGUGUUUGCUGCAGCCCUCAACCAGCGUCUGAAUGGGACGGGACUGACAGCCGAGCUGAUCGCCAACUUUCUGUACAACGGGCCCCCAGAGGAUCGACCGCCCGGAAUGCCGCCCUACGACUGGCGGGAUGUUUACAACACCACCACCCAAAUGCUGAAGCUCCUCUCCAACGUGCUGGGGUGUUUGGAGCUGAAUAAGUUUGAGGCUGUCAAGACUGAAGGCCUGCUGGUGACCAAAGCUUUACAGCUGCUGAACAACAAUACGUUCUGGGCCAGUGUUGUUUUCAAAAACCUCGAUGCGCACUCCAGCCGCCCUCCCCCUUAUGUGAGGUACAAAAUUCGCAUGGACGUCGACAAAGUCGAGCGAACCAACAAGCUGAAAGAAAGGUCAUGGUCACCUGGAGCUAGAGACAACUCCUUUAACAACCUACGUUAUAUCUGGGGAGGCUUCGCUUACCUGCAGGACAUGAUGGACCAUGGCAUUAUCGGGGUGCAAAUGCCACAGACCAAAUCCUAUGGCGUUUUUGCCCAACAAAUGCCAUACCCGUGCUAUGUGGCUGACAGGUUCCUCCGCUCACUGGCUGGCUCUCUCCCGUUAUUCAUGACUUUAUCCUGGAUCUUCUCUGUGGCCAUGAUCGUUAAGGGAAUAGUCCAGGAGAAAGACACAAGGCUGAAGGAGACAGUGAAAAUCAUGGGCCUGAAUAGUGCCAUCUAUUGGUUGAGCUGGGCGGUGUCGAGUGCACUGCCACUAUCCAUCAGCGCCAUCCUCCUUAGCCUUGUCGUUAAGUACGGGAAAGUGCUUCAAUACAGCGACCCUUCAGUAAUCUUUGUCUUCCUCCUGGUGUUCUGUUUGGUGACCAUCACUCAGUGCUUCCUCAUCAGCGUCUUUUUCUCAAAGGCCAACUUGGCCGCAGCGUGCGGCGGCCUCAUCUAUUUCAUCCUCUACCUGCCGCACAUCCUUUGCUAUGCCUGGAGGGACGUCAUGGGUUUUAGAGCCAAGAUCGCUGUGAGUUUAUUAUCCUGUGUGGCAUUUGGCUAUGGCUGUGAGAACUUUGCCAAGUACGAAGAGCAAGGCAUCGGUAUUCAAUGGUCCAACAUCAUCAGGAGCCCUGAAGAGGGGGAGCGCUACUCCUUCAUCAUAUCCAUCUUCAUGAUGCUGUUUGAUGCCGCUCUUUAUUGGGGACUCACAUGGUACAUUGAGAAUGUCUUCCCAGGACAGUAUGGAAUCCCUAAACCAUGGUACUUCCCCUUGAUGUCGUCUUACUGGUGUGGAACAACUUCAGUGACUGACGUCGACCCCAGUCAGCUGAAGGACUCCAGCACACCCAACGGCUUUCUGGAGAACCCGCCGCCAAAUAUGAAAGUCGGGGUCUCAGUCCGCAACCUUGUCAAAAUCUAUAAGACUGGAAAGAAGCUGGCUGUGGAUAAUCUGAGCGUGGACUUCUACGAGAAUCAGAUCACAUCGUUUCUCGGACACAACGGAGCUGGAAAAACAACAACAAUGUCGAUUCUAACGGGACUGUUUCCACCGACUUCAGGAACCGCCUUCAUUAGCGGAUACAACAUUCAGACCGACAUGGACAGCAUCCGGAAGUACUUGGGAAUGUGCCCUCAGCACAACGUCUUGUUCGAUGAGUUGACAGUGGAGGAGCACAUUUACUUCUACGCCAGGCUGAAAGGACGCAACCUUGAUGAGGUAAACGCUGAGAUGGAUCAAAUGAUUCAAGAUGUCGGUUUGCUCCACAAACGGCGGGAUCUCGCUAAGAACCUGUCAGGUGGGAUGCAGAGGAAGCUGUCAGUGGCCAUCGCAUUUGUCGGUGGCUCAAAAUUCAUCAUCUUGGAUGAACCGACGGCAGGAGUGGACCCGUAUGCCCGCAGGGGCAUCUGGGAUCUACUGCUAAAAUACAAACAAGGUCGCACCAUCAUUUUAUCCACCCACCACAUGGACGAGGCAGACAUCUUGGGCGAUCGCAUUGCCAUCAUUUCUCACGGAAAGAUGCGCUGCUGUGGCUCCUCCCUCUUCCUUAAGAAAUGUUUUGGCAGCGGCUAUUACCUCACGCUGGUUCGAGCAGACGCCAAAAAGAUGCAAGCGCAGCGAAGUGGUGUCACCAACAGCAUGGUCAAAGAGGAGAAAGCCUGUUCUUUGAAGCAGAACGGCCUGGAAGAGGGCAUUGGCAGCCAAAGCUGGAGCAACUCUGAUCCAUCAGAUUUGACAGCCGUGGGUCAGCUCGUGCGGCGCCACGUCCCUGACGCGGUUUUCUUGGAGAGCAUCGGUCAGGAGAUGACGUUCAUCCUGCCCUAUGGUGGAGCCAAAAAUGGGACCUUUGCCGUGCUCUUCCAAGAGCUUGACUUGGCGAUGCAUGACCUUGGCCUCACCAGCUAUGGCAUCUCUGAUACCACACUAGAGGAGAUAUUUUUAAAAGUGGCAGAAGAUACAGGUGUGGAUACAGAGACACCUGGCUCUACCACUGUGUCUUGCAGAACAGCAGCAAAGGAGCUGCUGGCGAAAGUCCACAGAAGACGAUCUGGCAAAUUCAAGAGGAACAGCAUCGCCAGCGUCCAAGCAUCUGCAAUGAAAGAUACAAAGAAAAGUGUCACAAAUACAGUGGAAGAUGUACAGCAGAGCAGGAGUGGGAGGGGAUCUGUGGUCAUCACCGGCGGGAAGCUGAUCAGGAGGCAGUUCCUGGCGCUCUUUAUAAAGCGCUUCCACCACGCCCGGAGGAGCCGUAAGGGACUCAUUGCUCAGGUGGUCUUACCUGCUGUUUUUGUGUGCCUGUCUCUGAUCUUCUCAAUGAUUGUCCCGCCCUUCACUGAAUAUCCAAACCUGGAACUCCAUCCCUGGUUGUACAAAAUACCUCAGACCACCUUUUACAGCGAUGAUAUGCCUGGUAAUGCUGAGAUGUCUCGAAUGGUGGAAUCCUUGGUGAACAACCCUGGUUUUGGGACUCGAUGUAUGACUGGAGAUCCAAUACCGACGUUCCCAUGCGCCCCCGGGGCGUCCAACUGGUUCACUCCAUCUGUGGAUCAGUCAGUCAGUGACAUCUUCCUCAAUGGCAACUGGAGCAUGUCUAAUCCCUCCCCCUCCUGCCAGUGCAGCACUCCUACACGCGCUGUCAUGCUACCUGACUGUCCUCCAGGUGCUGGAGGACUCCAGCCCCCUCAGAGGGUCCAAAACACAACAGACACAUUGUUGAAUUUAACCGGUCGGAACAUGACAGACUUCCUGGUUAAGACUUACGAGCAUUCUGGGAAAACAAGGUACGGUGGGAUCUCUGUUGGUGCCUUGAACUCCCAAGUCUGUCUGACUGAGGCUGAAAUCGAUGAUGUGCUCAAGGAGCUCAAAGGCUUUUUUCAGGAUAAUGCGACUGAUCAGAUCUUCCAGAGGGCCGAGGUGGUACUGAAGAAGCUGGGAACCAAGGAAAAUGUCAAGGUGUGGUUCUACAACCAGGCCUGGCAUGGCAUGGUGUCCUUCCUUAAUGUAGCCAAUAACGCCAUCCUGCGGGGAAAGCUGCCAGCAGGGGAGGAUCCUCGCCGUUACGGCAUCUCCGCCUCCAAUCAUCCUCUCAACCUCACCAAGGAGCAGCUUGCCUUGGUGGCCAUGGCCACGACCUCUACUGACCUGGUGGUGUCCAUCUGCGUCAUUUCUGCCAUGUCCUUCAUCCCUGCCAGCUUUGUCCUCUUCCUCAUCCAGGAGAGGGUGAGCAAAGCCAAACACCUCCAAUUUGUCAGCGGUGUGAACCCAGCCAUCUACUGGUUGGUCAACGUUGCGUGGGACAUGUGUAACUACGCCAUCGCCUGUGUGAUUGUUAUUGUGAUUUUCCUCUCCUUUCAACAAAAAGCUUACGUUUCACCUCCAAACCUUCCUGCUUUGAUUCUACUGCUUAUUUUCUAUGGGUGGUCCAUCACCCCAAUGAUGUACCCCGCCUCCUUCAUCUUCAGCGUUCCAAGCACAGCCUACGUGGUGCUGACCUGCAUCAACCUCUUUAUUGGUAUUAACAGCAGCGUGGCCACAUUCAUGAUGGAGCUCUUUCAAGAUGACAAUGUUGCCCGCAUCAAUAACAUUAUGAAGCAAGUGUUGCUGAUCUUCCCACAUUUCUGUCUGGGUCGGGGGCUUAUUGACAUGGCAAAGAACCAGGCGAUGGCCAACCUCUUCAGCAGUUUUGGCGAGGACCGCUUUGAGGACCCACUCAGCUGGGAGAUGGUGGGAAAGAACCUUUGUGCAAUGUCCAUCCAAGGGGUUGUCAUGUUCACCUUCACUCUUCUCAUCCAGUACAAGUUCUUCUGCAAACCGAGGCAUAUUUCAACAAAGUCAUUAUCUGCGGAGGUCGAGGAUAUUGACGUGGCUCGGGAACGUGAGAGGGUGUAUGAAGGCGGGGCCCAUAAUGAUCUUCUGAGGAUCUAUGACCUGACCAAGGUAUACCCUCGGAAGAGCACCCCCGCUGUGGACCAGCUAUGUGUGGGCGUACCUGCCGCGGAGUGUUUCGGCUUGCUGGGAAUCAACGGGGCUGGAAAAACCACCACGUUCAAGAUGCUGACAGGAGACAUCCUGGUCUCCAGCGGAGAGGCCUUCCUAAACGGCUUCAGUAUACGAACUGAAAUGCGGGACGUCCACCAGAAUUUGGGCUACUGCCCCCAGUUCGACGCCAUAGAUGACCUGCUGACGGGACGGGAGCAUCUGGAGUUUUACGCCAGGUUGCGAGGGGUAGCAGAAAAAGAGGUCGCCAUGGUGGCUGAGUGGGGAAUUCAGAAGCUGGGUUUGGUCAAGUAUUCCAACAAAUCAGCCGGCACCUACAGCGGAGGAAACAAACGCAAAUUGUCCACAGCGAUGGCCUUGAUUGGGUGUCCUCCAGUCAUAUUCCUGGAUGAGCCGACCACGGGGAUGGAUCCCAAAGCCCGCCGCUUCCUGUGGGACUGCAUCCUGAGUGUCAUCAAAGAGGGUCGCUCAGUCAUCCUCACAUCACACAGUAUGGAGGAGUGUGAAGCACUUUGCACACGUAUGGCCAUCAUGGUAAACGGCCGCUUCAAGUGCCUCGGGAGCAUCCAGCAUCUCAAGAACAGGUUUGGUGAUGGCUACACGGUGAUCAUCAGGGUUGGGGGUUCUCCUCCUGACUUGAAGUCCAUUGAGGACUUUGUUCAACAGGCUUUCCCUGGCAGCAUACUGAAGGAGAAGCAUCACAACACUUUGCAGUAUCAGUUCCCGUACAGAGAGGGCGCCUUGGCCACCAUCUUCAACCAGUUCUCCUGUCAUCAGCAGAGGUUUUGUGUGGAGGACUAUUCUGUAUCCCAGACCACUCUGGAUCAGGUUUUCGUCAGUUUUGCGAGGCAACAGCAUGGGGAGGAGGACUCGCGUUGCUAUGACAACCCAGUGUACACCUCCAGUGAACUUGAGAUGGAACCUAUGAAGACCAAAAACGUGAUGAAGGUGUAAUGUCACCAAAUGAAAGACAGCAAACAUUGUACUGGCCAACAAUAAGCAACACAAUGAAAGCAAAGGCAUAGACUUGCCAGAUCGCUAGUAAAAGGCUG
Molecule: messenger RNA, 6831 nt
Organism: Thalassophryne amazonica
Lineage: Eukaryota; Metazoa; Chordata; Actinopteri; Batrachoidiformes; Batrachoididae
Product: phospholipid-transporting ATPase ABCA1-like
Exons: 50
Coding region: 254-6733 (2159 amino acids)
Biological process (GO): transmembrane transport; lipid transport
Cellular component (GO): membrane; intracellular membrane-bounded organelle
Molecular function (GO): ABC-type transporter activity; ATP hydrolysis activity; lipid carrier activity
Source: RefSeq, a predicted model, not a curated record